Molecule: messenger RNA, 2888 nt
Organism: Xenopus laevis (African clawed frog)
Lineage: Eukaryota; Metazoa; Chordata; Amphibia; Anura; Pipidae
Gene: znf234.L
Product: zinc finger protein 234 L homeolog
Biological process (GO): regulation of transcription by RNA polymerase II
Cellular component (GO): nucleus
Molecular function (GO): DNA-binding transcription factor activity, RNA polymerase II-specific; RNA polymerase II cis-regulatory region sequence-specific DNA binding
Source: RefSeq, marked provisional
CAACUCCAGCCUUACAGUGUAACAGAGAGAAGUGUGAGGAGCAGCAAUAAAUAGGGUCACUUCCAGGUCAGUCCCUCCCACGAGGAGCCAAUGGGAAUGUGGGAGGAAGCGAGUGACACAGGGAUGAAGGGGAAGAAGAAGAAGAAGGAUAAAAAUGAGGAGGAGGAGGAGCGGGGGAAGAAGGAGAGAAUGGUGAAUCUGACACUGGAGAUGAUCUAUCUGCUGACUGGAGAGCACUACAUCCCUAGGAAGAAGUCAGAUGAUGGGGGGGCCCUGCAUGCCCCUGGCUCCGUCAUACAGAAGGAAAAUAACAAGAAUGACAAGAAGAUCCUGGAACUCAUGUCCAACAUCAUCCAGCUGCUGACUGGAGAGGUUGCCAUAAGGACUCAUCAUGUUUCCAUCUAUUUUUCCUUGGACGAGUGGGACUAUAUAAAAGGAAACAAGGACCUUUAUGAGGAAGGGAUGAAGGAGGAGGAGCCCCAGCAGCUCCGCCCACUGGGUUGGGAAUUUGAUGUAACAAGUGAUAUUGCAACCAAUGGGAUUAAAGAGGAAGUAGCUUUGUGCCAAUCAGAUUGCAGCAUUAAUCCAUUUACAGAACAGGGAACCGAUACACCUACGCCUAUCAUGGGAUGCAGCCUGAAUAACAGUUCAGCAGAGGAUUUUAAAGAAGAAGCAGCUUCAAGGGAAGAAGAAAAUCACAUUGCAGAACAAACACAAAGAACAGACACAUCGACUCUCAUGGAGCAGAGCCUGAAUAGCAGCUUGUUCCCUACAGACACAUCCGAUAGUUCUGAAGAUGAAUUGGAUUCAUAUGACACAGACCAUAAUUACUGCAACAUAAAUACAGAACACACACUAGGAACAGACCAAUCAGCUCCUACCAUGAGCUGCAGCCUGAAUACCAACUCACCAGAUCAUUAUGUAUCAUUUAUUGUUAAAGAGGAAACAACUUCAUGGGAAGGGGAAAGCCAAUCAUAUUACAGAAUUCAACCACUUACAGAACAGAUACAGGGAACAGAUACACCUACUCCUAUCAUGGGAUGCAGCCUGACUAACAACUUGGCAGAUAAUUAUAUAUUAAAUGCUAUUAAUGAGCAGUCAGCUUCAUGGGAAGGUGGGAACCAAUCAGAUUACAGAAUUAUUACAAUACCCAGACAAGUACCAGGUACAGAUCAGACUACUCCUGUUGGGGGAUAUACUCUGUAUAACAGUCACACUGAUAUCAGUAACGAUGGGGAAGGGGAAACUGUUAAUGAUUCCAAACCAACAAAAGGAAAGUUACGUUGCGCUGUGUGCAAUAAAAUGUUUGUAAGUAAGAGAACUCUGGAACGCCAUCAGAUCGUUCACACAGGAGAGAAACCCUAUUCUUGUUCCGUUUGUGGGAAACAAUUUGCACGCGUCUUCACCCUCACCGUGCACCAGAGAACUCACACGGGAGAGAAACCGUUUCCCUGCAAUGAAUGCGGCAAAUGCUUCUCAAGUCUAGCGCAUAUGGUCUCGCAUCGCAGGAUUCACACAGGGGAGAAGCCAUUCUCGUGUCCUGAUUGUGGCAAAUGUUUCGCACAUCGCUCCACCCUCAGCAGCCAUCAAAAAAUUCACACGGGGCAGAAGCCGUAUACAUGCCCGGAAUGUGGGAAAUGUUUCUCACGCCUGUAUCUGCUGAGCGUGCAUCGCAAGAUUCACAUCACAGAGAAACAAUACACUUGCACUGAAUGUGGAGAAGGGUUUUCACAUGUCCAACAGCUGCGCCAGCAUCACAAGAUUCACACGGGGGAGAAUCGCUUCUGGUGCCCUGAGUGCGGGAAAGGCUUUGCACAUCACUCGUGGCUGAAAAGUCAUAUAAGAACUCAUACAGGAAAAACUAAUGUAGUCCCAUCCUGAUUGUGCUUUGUGGUUGAAUCGGUAGAGACAGAGAGAUUGAGUUGGUCAAAACCAGUCUAAUUAAAAAGCCCAGAAAAAUGAAGGGGAAAUGUCUGGUGUGGCAGUUGCUAUGCAGUUCUGAAUCACAACAGAUAAGGACUGCCCUGAGCUGCCAUUAAAGAGGAACGAUCAUGAAAAUGAACAUUUAAAGGAGACAUUUUGUGUAAAAAUAAGAAUGUACCAGUGCAUUAUACUCAUUUAGAUAUAGAAGAAUUGUGCUUAAAAAAGUAGUGUUUCAGGCUGAUUUAUUGAAUAUUUCUGCAAAACUCCUAAUAAUCCCUCCCUUCUCUUCCACUUGCUGCUCCCUGAAUUCCCAGGCUGUGCACUCAGCUCACUGCACUGUAGGACAGGAACCAAUCAGCAGCUAGCAGGACCUGAUAGGGAACUGAAGCCUGUCUGUGCUUGUGUGACUGCAGGGCUGUGAUUGGCUGUCCCCCUCCUACUGUGCUUCUGGCAGGGACCGUUAGGACACGCCCACCCCUCAUGUGAAACACAGACAGGGACCAGAGAACAUCUAUAGGGAGCUCCAAUAAAGGGACUAUUUUUAAAGAUAAUAUUAAUGUUUAGCCCCAUGUAAAAGCAACACCAUAUAUUACUUAUACUUGCCUACACAAUUAGGGUUUUUUCAUUUAUCCUAUAUGACUCCUUUAAUAUAAGCUUCAUCAUACAGAAAAAAGACAUUUCCUAAGCAAAAUAAAAAUUCUAUACCAUUGGUGAAAUAUUCACGUUACUCUUCACUAUUGUCUUCUCAGCGUCUGUCUCUUCAUUCUGUCUUCAUGCAGGAGUUGAAGAGAGACAAAUGCUGCGAGGGAAGUAGUGAAGGGUAACUUGAAUAUUCAGAAACGGUACAGAUUCUUUUGAUUCUUGUUUUAGUAUGCUGCAGCUUAAAUUACAUUUUUAUUUUUGUGAUAUUUCCCUUUAAGUACUUGUUCAUUUAAUGCAAUAAAAUCAUUUUUAUUUGAAUUUGA